Molecule: messenger RNA, 5079 nt
Organism: Sus scrofa (pig)
Lineage: Eukaryota; Metazoa; Chordata; Mammalia; Artiodactyla; Suidae
Gene: STAM2
Product: signal transducing adaptor molecule 2
Biological process (GO): signal transduction
Cellular component (GO): endocytic vesicle
Molecular function (GO): ubiquitin binding; phosphatidylinositol binding
Source: RefSeq, a predicted model, not a curated record
UGGGAGAGGAGUUAGGGGCGGAGCGCAUACCGGGAGCUGGCGGUCAGGCGGGAGCAGGGCAGGUGCGGUGGCGGAAGUGCGGGAGGCGGUCGGCGCUGAGCCGCCUAAGAAGCCGCGGCGGCGGGCCUCCCAGCCGGAAGCAACCGCCGAGCCUUAGCCUCACCGCAGCCACUAGGGCUCCGGGCCGGCGAAAUGCCUCUGUUCACCGCCAACCCCUUCGAGCAAGACGUGGUCAUCUUCCCUGAAGAGAAGAUGAGGACCUUCAGGCAGAAACCUCUGUAAAGAUGUUGACAUAUCCUCUCUCUCUCCCUGCUUUUCUGACAGCACUUACAUCUGCAGGAAGUAACCACCUCUUACUAUAUGUGUGAAAAGGCCACAAAUGAGUAUAACACUACAGAAGAUUGGAGUCUUAUUAUGGACAUAUGCGAUAAAGUUGGAAGCACUCCUAAUGGAGCAAAAGAUUGCCUAAAAGCCAUAAUGAAAAGAGUAAACCAUAAAGUUCCUCAUGUUGCUCUGCAGGCAUUGACUCUUCUUGGGGCUUGUGUGGCAAACUGUGGAAAGAUAUUUCAUUUAGAAGUAUGUUCCCGUGAUUUUGCAACAGAAGUACGUGCUGUGAUAAAAAAUAAGGCUCAUCCUAAAGUAUGUGAAAAACUGAAAUCUUUAAUGGUAGAGUGGUCAGAAGAAUUUCAGAAGGACCCACAGUUUAGUCUAAUAUCUGCAACUAUUAAAUCUAUGAAAGAAGAAGGAAUUACUUUUCCUCCAGCAGGUUCUCAGACUGUCUCAGCCGCUGCCAAGAAUGGAAUGUCAUCAAACAAAAACAAAGAAGAUGAAGACAUAGCUAAAGCUAUUGAAUUAUCAUUGCAAGAGCAGAAGCAGCAGCACACAGAAACAAAAUCCUUAUAUCCAUCUGCAGAAAUUCAGUUAAAUAAUAAAGUUGCAAGGAAAGUGAGAGCGUUAUAUGAUUUUGAAGCCGUUGAGGACAAUGAACUCACCUUUAAACAUGGUGAAAUUAUUAUUGUUUUGGAUGACAGUGAUGCCAAUUGGUGGAAAGGAGAAAAUCACAGAGGAAUAGGACUCUUCCCAUCUAAUUUUGUAACAACUAAUUUAAACAUAGAAUCUGAGGCAGCAGCUGUGGACAAAUUGAAUAUAAUUGAGGAGGAGGAGGAGGAAAAUAAGAAAUCAGAGCCUGAGCCUGUUUAUAUAGAUGAGGAUAAAAUGGAUAGAGCCCUGCAGGUACUACAGAGUAUAGAUCCAACAGAUUCAAAACCAGACUCCCAGGACCUCUUGGACUUAGAAGACAUUUGCCAACAGAUGGGUCCAAUGAUAGAUGAAAAACUUGAAGAGAUUGAUAGGAAGCAUUCAGAAUUGUCUGAAUUGAAUGUAAAAGUCUUGGAGGCUCUGGAACUGUAUAACAAGUUGGUGAACGAAUCUCCCGUAUAUUCAGUCUAUUCAAAGCUGCAUCAUUCAGGACAUUACCCACCUUCAUCAGCUGGGGUUCCAGUGCAGACAUAUCCAGUUCAGCCACAUGGUGGAAACUAUAUGGGUCAAAGUAUUCACCAAGUCACCGUUGCCCAGAGCUACAGCCUAGGACCAGAUCAAAUCGGUCCACUGAGAUCUCUGCCUCCAAGUGUGAAUUCCUCAGUGACAACACAGCCUGGUCAAACUCCAUAUUUAAGCGCUGGACAAGACACUGUUUCCAAUUCUGCGUAUAUGAACCAGAACUCUAACCUUCAAUCAGCUACUGGUACAGCUGCUUACGCACAGCAGAUGGGGAUGUCUGUGGAUAUGUCAUCUUACCAGAACACUACUUCCAAUUUGCCGCAGUUGGCAGGCUUUCCGGUGGCAGUUCCAGCUCAUUCCAUUGCACAGCAGCAAGCAAAUUACCAUCAGCAGCAGCCUCUCCUUUAAAAACAAACGAAGCAUUUUCUCGAAAGCCUUCAUAAUGUAUUGCUUGACCCUUGUGAUUCUAAUCUGAAAAUAUUAAAAGAAGAAAACUUUUUUUUCUUCAACUCAAAAGACACAUGAAUAAAUAAAGCACAAAAACUUAUCGUACUCUGAUAGGCCCAUAAAAGGUUUUUUCAAGUCCAACUUGUUUGAAGUCAAAUUUUCAAUGAGAAGCAACUUCAGGUUGCUUUUAGUUAGUUUUUUCUUACUUUCAAAUCUCUCAGAUCAGGAUAACCAACAAGUAGCCUUGUAACUAUGACACUAAACAAUAUGAGCUAUGGCGUUCCUGCUGUGGCUCAGCAGAAACGAAUCUGACUUAGGAACCAUGAGGUUUUGGGUUCGAUCCCUGUCCACACUGCGUGGGUUAAAGAUCCAGUGUUUCCAUGAGCUGUGAUGUAGGUCGCAGACACAGCUCAGAUCUGGUGUUGCUUUGGCUCCUGGAUAGGCCGGUGGCUACAACUCCAAUUCAACCACUAGCCUGGGAACUUCCAUAUGCCACGUGUGUGGCCCUAAAAGCAAAAAAAACAAACAAAAAAAACAAUAUGAGGUAGGAGCAUUAUAAAGAAACCACCAUUUACCCCUAAAAUGUCAUGGUAAUUAGAAGAGCACUAAAGCCUUUAAAUAUUUUUUUGUCUGCAUAUUUUUUUUCAUUUUCCCACCCACCAUUCUUUUAAGAGACAAACGUUUCUAUAUCAGCAUUUCAUUUCCCUGCAUAUUUACUUUGGCUCCUUAAAUUGCAGUUUUGUUUUUGAUACUGUCAGUUUUGCUCUCAGUGAUGUGUUGAGUAAUAAUUAGCAUUAAUUAUCUACAGAAGCAAGAGCACUUUGGGAGGAACAAAAAUGUUUUGUUAUUAUCAGUGAAGACCAUAUAAAUGCAGGUGUGUGAUAAAGCAUUUAGCUAGUCCCCCAGGCUUGCCAAAAGUGGGCUGAGGAAGGGCCCUGAAAACAUUUCCAUUCCUUGGAAAAAAAACAUUUCUUUUCCUACAAGGGUCUUUGGCACUUAGAAUUGCCACUGAUUCUAAUGAAGAUAUGGUCCACUUGUUUUUGUUUGUUUUUUUCUGUAGUGUAGAGUAUAAAGAUGCUGCACUUCCUUUUCAUGGAUUACAUGUGAAUUUGAGCUAUGAGACAUUCCUAAUAAUUUGAUGGACUAUAUACGAACCAUGGAUGAUGUGUCCUUUUAUUGAUGUGUUCUUUUAAAGAAGUGAUUUGAGUACCAUUCUGUAUGCCAGACUGUUGAAAAUUUUGGCUAUUCCUUUCAGAAAUAAUCCUGAGCCUGUGGAAUAAUAGUAGGCAAUGGAUUUAUUGGGAAGCCAUCAAGCCAGUUUUCCUGAAGCCUGUGUUUUAAGUGAGUUUAUAGUAUUAAUAGAUUUCACAUACCAUAGGAGUUAGGUAAUAAACCAAUAAGGAUUGUUUUCUCUUCUAAAAAUGUGCAUACUGCUGCAUCAUCUGCCAACUUUUUAGAUAACACAAAGUGCAAAUACAUAUGCAUAGAUACAUGAUAUUCAGACUAGGAAAAACAAUGGACCUAAGUUUAGUUUUUAAAAGGUAACAUGCACAGAAGCAAGAUUUCUCUAUCGUUGAGGGUUUUUGGGGGGCCGGGGCGGGGGGGGAGCCGCAUCCAUUGGCAUGUGGAAGUUCCCAAGCCAAGGAUCCAAUCCACUGUGCCACAGGAGAACUCCUUUAUGUGUUUUUUGUUUUUUAAGAAAGCCUUGGUCUUUCUAAGAAUCCAUUUGAAGACAGUGCUCUGGAAAUUUUUGUCAUUUAUUUAUUUACAGAAAUUUGAUGUAAGUAUGUUCCUUUUUCAAAGAAACUGUAUCCUAAAACAAAAUGGUCUUAUACAUACUACUUGGUCUAUAUUUAAAGGAAAAAACAAGCAGUAUUUAAAAGCCCAAUUUCUGUUACUGUCUUAUUUCAAAUAUAAGUAACUGGAAAAAAAGUUUUAACCUUUCAUGUCUCUAUUCUGUUUUUUAUCCAGUAUUUUCCUUCCAUGUGAAUUCAAUAUAUACUUAUAAAAAAUUCUAAAAUGGCACCUUCCUUUUUUGGAAAUGAAUCUUUUAUUCUUUAAAGAAAACAACAUAAAAAAGCAUUUACAGAGCUGCUCUUGAAAAUAAUUAAUGUUUGCAUAUAUAUGGAUAUCUUACAUUUUUCCCAAACAAUAUUUAAUAAACAGUUAUUUUAAUGUUUGUGUAAAUAUUUCAUGUAUAAUUGAGAUCUUAGUUGUAAAACCUUAAUUUUGCUUAAGUCUUUGAGCUAGAAUAAAUAUUUCACACCUACGAAAUUGGGAUCAGCCAGUUAAAUUCACCUAAUAUAGUUUUGGAAUGCUAUAACAUGCAACAUGUAUAUAGUGUAUAUUGGCAUUUAUCUGUGAAAUUUUAUACAUCCAUCCAGAAUUUCUUCUCCCUUUUAAAUUAAAAUAAUUUUAUUUUUGCCAUACUGUAAUGAAUUUUGUGUUGCAGGUUGAUAGUAUAAAAUCUGUGUACUGAAAUACUUUUGGUGUUAAUAAGAAAUACAGGAUUGUUAUUUUUCUUUUUCAUGAUCUUAUGGAUUAUAUUUAUUUUAAGACCUGUUUAUACUUAAAUAUUUUCUGCCAAAGGAAUUGUCUAACAUCAGAUUUCUACAUUAGGUUCAUACAUACUAUUUUCUAUGAAAAAUAAAAAUAACUUCUGCUUUUUCAUAUGAAAUCUUGGUGCAUUAGAAAGAAUUCCUGAAAAUUUAUAAUAAAAUUAAUUUUCACUAAUGUAGGAAAAAUUUCCCCUGGGUGUUAAACUAUAUGAAGUGGGAUCUGUUCUUAUAGUUUGGAAAAUGUAUGGUCUACCAACAUUGUCUUGUAAUUUGGUGAUUUGACUAUAAAAUUACAUGAACAUUAAAUAAUUAUAAUAUUUUCAACUAGGAGUUUAUACUUGACUGACAACUUUCACUGUAUAUUUUGAAGAUUGUUAUAGUUUCACCAUCUAAAUUUUUAAAAAAUUGUCUUUAGAUUUUAAAAAUAUUAUGGCUUAGGGAUUUAAAAAGAAAGUUCUUCUUAGUAAAAAUUGUGUCAAGUCCCCUGACUUCUAGGAGAGGAUUUACUAAAUUGUCAUUGUGAUGAGAAAGCUGAAGUUAUUUUUGUAAGUAAUAAAUUAUAAAUAAUAUAUCA